AUGGGUUCCAGCAUUUGUUCUCGGUUACGAAAGUGGAGGAAAAGCCUGUCGAAAAAAAGGACCAAAGACGAAGAAACUGCCUCUUUGAAAGUCAACGAAGAGGUUGUUAGUAAAGACGAGUUCGCGACAGAAAAGUUAAGGGAAAUUAUUCGCGAAGAAGAUGAUGGCAUGAAAGUUGUCCUCUAUACUAAUGGGGAUUUAGAGGAAUUAAUAGCUGAUCUCGAAGAGCAGCUUCAAAAGCUUCGUUUCAAUAAACCAGAGAGAGAAAAACUGUGUUUGGACCUAGGGCAUGCCUACUUCAAAUUGUGCAAGUUUCAAAUUGCCAAAGAUUACUACGAGCAGUAUUUCAAUCUUGUGAAACGGCAUCGUUCGUUGCCGCGUUUGCAAAGAGCAUACUGCAACCUUGGUUGCGUUUACAGGAGGUUAGGAGAGUACGACAAAGCUGCGGAGUUUUUAGAGAGUGGUUUAGCGAUUGCUGAAGACCUUUACCCAGCUUCAGUAACUCUUGCUGAAAUAAAGCGUGAAUGUCCAGUUUUCGCCGACAACGUUUGCCCAUUUGCCAAGCUUCCGGAGGAGCAUAAAGGCGCGGCCGGCAAGUGCCCUGCCUUCCAGAAGGGCUGUCCAUUUAAAGAGUGUAGAACUGUUGGUGAGUUUGAAGACAAGCUUGGUCAGAUGCGAGACCAGUGCAAAGGUGAUGCUGCUUACGUGGAGUUUCUCAGAGAAACUGUUCUGACUGCCAAGGAGAAAGAAGCUGUUGUGGGGUCCGCUUGCCCGUUUUNCAAAGGUGAUGCCGCUUAUCUAGAGUUUCUCAGAGAAACUGUUCUGACUGCCAAGGAGAAAGAAGCUGUUGUGGGGUCCGCUUGCCCGUUUUUCCAGUCUAAGGGUGGCUGCCCGUUUGCUAAGGAUACCAGCAGAAAGCCGAUACUUUCUCCGGACUACAUCGUGAAAAUUGCAGCCUAUGAGGAAAGACAGGGAAGCAGAUUAGAUCUUGUGUCAAAACAGCCCAUGGAAGAUGAGCAGUGGGUGUAAAUAAUAAAUGUAACGGACCUACCGAGCAGUCUAGACAACGACUUUUAUUAACCGUGCGGAGUUUUUGAAACAAAACGUUUCACUGCGCUCAAGAUGUCAAGUAAGAAAUGUUAUGGCUGAUCAACAAACUGACGUCACAGUCUCCGUGAUACAUGUAUGUUUGCAAUGUCGAUCCCAGGCUCUCUCUCCAUUGCCUCCCUUGUCGAUUGAGAGCCUGGCAAAGAAGUUGAUAUUUUGGUGUCACAAACUCUAUCCCCGUUGCUUAUCGUAUUUAUGUGCCAUCUUCGGAAGAGUGUAUAUACUAAUUGAGCCUUGACUCUAUUGGAUAAGAACUAAUUUCCUAAUAUAUUCAGUUUUUAUUACCAAGUACGUACGCGAACUGAAAUAAACUCGUCACUUCAUUAUAUUUUUAUUAUCCCUGAAGAAGGCUUAUGUUAAUAGCCGAAACGUUGGGCUUUUAAAGAUUUUCACUAGCUUUUCUCAACCGGUGUAACAUUUUUAUAUUUAUCAUGCAACCACCCGGUUACAAAUCAGCUUUUUUAAUGUAGUUUUUUCUUUUCUAAUGGAUAUUUUAAUUGGCUUUUUUUCACUUCAGUGCUAAACGCUGUAUUUUAUCUUCUCGAAAAUUUAAACUAUCUUGCUUCGUUCACGCUUUCAAAGAAAGCUUAAAGUAACAUAAAACUAUACAUUCACGUCAUUUGAACCAUACAAUUUUAUAAACAUCACUUCGUUAUUCAAUAGUUAAAUGAAUACAAAAAUAACUAACUGUAAAAUAGGAUUAUUUUGUUACUACAGGAGGUUUUUUUUUCAGUUCGUUGGUUUAUCAUUAGAUUUUAGAGAUGAAGUUGUACGCUUAACUUUCAUACAGUAUGGAUGGUUUCGAGAGAUCUGUAAUGAAAUCUUUGAAUUCUCUUUCGCUCGAAUUCUCUUUCUGUCCAAGAAAGCUUGGGCCACCUCAAUGAAUAGUUUCUUUCCAGGCGAUUUAAUUCAAUUUCCCCACUAGCAUCCAUACCACGUUAAACCUGUGUUCACAUCGAAGACCCCCCGUCCUCCCUCAGGGCUUGGAGCUCAGGGUCCCCAUCUUUCAAUGAUUAAGCGCGAUCUACUCCCGCGGGAGGGGGGUACUAAACUAAUUUUUUUUACGGGGAGGCUCCUCCCCCUCACCCUUUUAUACACCAUUUUUACCGAAAAGAUUCCUCUUUUGUAUGCCUUUUAUUAGAAACGUACCCCCUUCACUUACCUCAGUACUUAAGAACACUGUAACUGCUGUAACCGGCCCGUCUUAUGAAUCUGAGUCUUAUUAGUCUCUUGUCAUUUUCAUGUAGUGCAAAUAAAUUAAAUGACACUGCCAUAACUUG
Molecule: messenger RNA, 2387 nt
Organism: Orbicella faveolata
Lineage: Eukaryota; Metazoa; Cnidaria; Anthozoa; Scleractinia; Merulinidae
Biological process (GO): establishment of mitotic spindle orientation
Cellular component (GO): cell cortex
Molecular function (GO): GDP-dissociation inhibitor activity; G-protein alpha-subunit binding
Source: RefSeq, a predicted model, not a curated record